AUGGCCGACUUCCACAACGAUGAUCCCUACUGCGCCCUGGACGAAGAGACGCAGCUUCAAAAGGGCGAGGAGUCCGAUUCCGACUUUGAAGACGAUUAUGAGUCGAGCAAGUCUCAGAACGAUACAACUGCUGUGGAGUUUAGGAACGGGAAGGAUAUGCAAGGAAUUCCAUGGGAGAGGCUCAGUCACACUAGGGAUAAUUACCGGGAGACGAGAUUGAAGCAGUACAAGAACUACGAGGACCUCUCUCCCUCUCACGAGAUGAUUGAUAAGGAGUGUUUGGCAGUAGAUAAAGGAAAGACAUUUUAUGACUUCCAGUUGAACACGAGGAUCGUCAACUCAACCAUUGUGCAUUUUCAGUUGAGGAACCUGUUGUGGGCAACAUCCAAGAAUGAUGUCUAUCUCGUGCAAAACUACUCCCUGAUGCAUUGGUCUGCACUGUCAAGAAAGGAGAAAGAAGUACUGAAUGUGGCCAAACCUGUUGUUCCUACCCUGAAACGCCCUGGUUUGUUGACACAAUCACUUUCCAGGGUGCAAAUCAGUUCCAUGGUUGUCAAAGACAACAUAAUGGUCGCAGGAGGCUUUCAAGGAGAGCUUAUUUGCAAGUAUCUGGAUCACCCUGGAGCUGCUUUUUGUACGAAACUCACCACACAUGAAAAUGCCAUUACCAAUGCUGUAGAUAUCUACUGCAACCCCAGUGGCUCAAUGAGGAUUAUGGCUGCAAACAAUGAUGCCCAAAUCAGAGUAUUUGAUGCCGAGUGUUUUGCUUGCCUCAGUCAAUUCGGGUUCGAUUGGUCCGUAAAUAGCACUUCUGUGAGCCCUGAUGGGAAGCUAGUAGCAGUUCUUGGAGAUAGUGUUGACUGCUUGAUCGCCGAUGUACAGUCUGGUAAGGUCGCUGCUAACCUCGAAGGACACGUGGACUAUUCAUUUUCAUCAGCGUGGCAUCCGGAUGGUAGAAUUCUGGCCACUGGCAACCAAGACACCACAUGCAGGCUAUGGGAUAUUAGGAAUCCUUCCAGGUCCUUGGCUGUGCUGAAAGGAAACAUGGGGGCUAUAAGAGGGCUAAAGUUCACAUCCGAAGGGCAGUUUCUGGGGAUGCAAGAGGCCGCCGACUUUGUCCACGUGUUUGAUGUGGAAUCUGGUUAUGUGAAGUGCCAGGAGAUUGAUCUCUUUGGGGAGAUCGCCGGUAUAUCUUUUAGCCCUGAUUCAGAGUCUCUGUUUGUCGGUAUAGCAGAUCGUACCUAUGGAAGUCUGCUGGAGUUCAAUAGGAAGCAUUACAAUCGCUACCUGGAUUCUUUCUAUUAG
This is a messenger RNA of Linum trigynum, 1305 nucleotides long. The record is from the annotation of a GenBank genome assembly. Lineage: Eukaryota; Viridiplantae; Streptophyta; Magnoliopsida; Malpighiales; Linaceae.